AUGGCACGGGAGAGGGGCGUGAGACGAGGGGGAAAUGCCAGCCAGGCCAAGCGGGGCACAUCACUACCCAGUUCCAUGCCACUCCACCCGGCGUUCAAGCUCCCACCCCGGAGCUUGAAUCAAGUCAUGUUUUUAGUGCGUUCACAUGGGCCAAGGGCCUGCUGGGAUCCUAAAAUGGAAGGGAAAGUUUGCAGAGACUUUAAAGCUUUCCCGAGGAGUUCCUGCCUAAGGCGUCGGGGUGCAGCCCAAGCCCCCUUGCUGCGGGCCCCGACCCUGGCACUCACGACCCGCCUGGCGGUCGCUGCCCGGGUCCCAAGUGCCCUCCGAGCCCCAAGCUCUCGGAGCCGCGCUCCCAGAGCCGCGCAGGGGCUCGGGAACAGAAUCCAUCAAGAAGCCUCUCUAGUCCACCACAAAGCACACCCGAGCGGUUCCAAGGGAAGGGGGCCCAAAGCGCCCCAGGAGAUAUCUUUCCACAACCUUCUGCGGAGACCCGGGGUCGCCUCGUCUCCAGGGACGAAGUCAGCAGUCCCCUUACACUUGACUUUCUUGUUGCGGUGGGGAGGAUAUAGGAAGCUACUGGAGGUGCCGGAGCCGCCCCCCCCCCCAACCCCCAAAGUGCCCUGGGCUCUGAGCAAAGACCCGUCCUCACAAGCACGCGGUCCAGGCCAGGACCCUGUGCACUGUAGGACGCAGAGGGCCACGGCGUUCUAAUCUGGACUCCUGGCCGCUUCCGCGGCGGCCCGCUGGAGUUUCUCGCGCGGAGGUCUGCCCAGCAGCGGGCCACCGGCGUCUCGCCUCCCGCCCUGACAUGCAGACUUGGGGGGGCGCUGCACACAGCAACCGAUCCGGAGCGCAAAAUCUGCGUGCCGCGUGGGAGACGCGCGCGGGAGGGGCCGGGUUGGGCUCGCGUUUUUCCUUUUCAGAAGCUUUCGAGUUGACUACGAAGUUUUCUGGAAACAGCAAGCCGUCUGAGAAGACGGAAUUUCCAACGUGUAAAAUGUUCUUAACGGAACCAUUGAGCGAGUGCAAUAAGGCGUGAGGGGGAACUAAUCUUCCCAUUUAAAUGUUUGUGGCAAUUUUAUCUAAAUGAAUUUUAAUGCUAAACGAGGGUAAUUCCCCAUUUGUAGCGCGUUUACUUCUCUUUCCUGUGCUUCUAAAGCAGCCGAACAUCAUGCAAUGAACAAUAACAAUAAAAAUACUGUCAAGGCAUAUUAUUCAUUUCGAAUGUGUUAUAAUUACAGCUGAUUAAAUAUGAUAGGGCAAAAUAUUUUUAGUUUUCUUUAAAAAAAUAUUUAAAUCAUACUAAAAAGUCUCAUUCAACCAGCACCCCCCCCCCCCAAUAAAAAUAAAAAGCAGGUACAAUUGUGUGCCCUUGUUUAGAAGAGGGCGUUUUGUUUUUGCCUUUUAAGAAACAUCAAAAACACCCUCAGCACCUCUAUUCUUUCUUUCUUUCAGAUAAGUGUCCUCCAUAACCUCCGAGCUGGCUCUGAAAUUUACAAGAGGAAAGCUAAAAUCGCAUUAAGGGGGAGUGGGGGUGUCCAGGCAAGGGGAGAAAGGAUCUGCGGAGAGCAAGGCCCUCACAAAACCGCCACACAGAGCAGGGAACACAGGGAAAGAACACAGUUUGUUUUAUUUUUUCUAAUUCACUGGACACUAAUGGUCGUGAUUCUUCAUAGUCUCCAUAUUCCCUGAUUCUUCUUCACUGGUACCCUACUCCUUCUCCUAGUGCCCGCCUCUCUCCACUCCCCCCUUCCCAUCUCUCUCUCUCUCCCUCUCUGUCUCCCUCCCUCCUCCCCUUUCUUUCCCUCCCCCAACCAGCGAGAGCACCGUCGAGAAGAAAGGCUGAAAAUAACCUACUCACCCAAGCUUGUACUGGGGAGGAGGGGCAAAUGGAUGGGUAGUUUAUAAAGUUUAUUAUUAAUUUUUAAAGUAAAUAAAUGGUUGUUCACCGCCACUAA
Messenger RNA from Felis catus (domestic cat), 1958 nucleotides. RefSeq lists its product as uncharacterized. The transcript is spliced from 2 exons. NCBI's taxonomy places the organism in Eukaryota, Metazoa, Chordata, Mammalia, Carnivora, Felidae. The record is from RefSeq and is a predicted model, not a curated record. Bases 1 to 711 code for a protein of 236 amino acids.